UAAACACUUAAAUACAACACAGGUCAAAACAGGCUAAUCUGUUGUCUUUUACAGAGCUCACACAGAUUUAUAAACAAAUGUAUUGUUGUUAAUAAUCCAAAACAAAUGUAAACAAACCGCUGGAUUCUGCGGCUGGCUCAAAUGCUUCUGAAUGGGAAUCUUGGCGUUGGGUUGAUUUGUUGACAGGCUGAUAAGGGGAUAAUCAGAGCUGAUAUUUGAUUAGGUGUGGAAUACUGUAGCCUGUAUAAUAUCCACACUCCGAUUAAGCUCUUAUGCCUGCUGGUUGACCUCUAGUGCUUUUGGACUGUAGAUUUACACACUCCACAAUGUUUCCCUUGUGUUCCAGUGAAUUGUGUCAGAUUAUUUCGUAUCCUGCUUGCACCCUUGACUGGGGAUGUCUGUAAGCCUGCAAAAUUGGCAUUGGCACGUUAUCAUGGAAACCAACAUGUUUGUCACUAGCUUAGGCUAAAAUGAAAAAUUAGUGGGUGUUUUGGUGCUGGGGAAGUGAGUGUACCACCUCCUCCCCAAAAAGGUUGUGAGGCAGUCAUCCAUACUCCCUGUCCUUCUCAUUCAAGAAGCCCAUCCCCUUAUCUGCAUUGCUUUACAUUUUACAGCCGGUCUUAUCUGUAGACAUUGUUCGGAUUUUCGCCUUGGCUGGAUUAUAAAAUAGGUGCAUUUGUUGUGAUUUUUUUUUUUUACCUUCUCUUUUGUUUGGCCUCCCCAUCGCGGUCGGUCCCCUCUAUGACCUCUUCUGCCAUCGUCUAGCGUCAGCGGGGGUAUUAGCAAGCGCAUGUGGAAUCUCACAAUGGUCCGUCCUAAUCAUACGGUUAUUAAUAGCAUUAGCUUGAACUCCGAUGUGUCACUGCUGCUAACAGGGGGGUGGGGGGGUGUGUGGCUUUUGUGUCAUGUGUUGGUAGAUUAAUUCUGAAAUAGAAUUGACUCAGUCUCUCGAAAACAUGCAAUAGGCCUACAGGAGAUUGCGGUCAUAGAUGGCCUUUAAGACAGCAACGGUGCUCAAAGUUUAACAAGGGGCCACAGCCAGGAAGAUUUACUAUCAAAAACAUUUACAGCAGCACUGGCUGAAACAUGGCAAGCCAUAUUCCCACACUAGCAUAAUAACACUGUAGCAUAGAUGCUAUUUUCGGUCAAAAUAAGGCAAUGUAGAAACAUGCACCUCACCUACUGUCCUCACCAUCAUCAGGUGAAGGUGAGGUCAUGUUGUGACGGUAACGGAGUACUCGAUGCCGGUUGAUUUAAUUUGUAGUUCAAUGAGAAUUAGUCUUAUUAAUAAGACCAAUGGCAAGCCUGUCACAGAACAAAAUAUAAGAUAAGAAUGAGUAAAUGUUGACACCUUGGAAAAAAAUGGGACCGUCGACAUCGAGGGGUGAGCGGGGAAAGGGACUGGUGGUCGACCGGUGUCGACCCCCGGCCUCCACGCAUGCGUUUUCAUGCAGCUGUAACAUGGGGUGUAUACAAAUACACACAUACACACACGUUGACUGCUCAAGUAAAGUUCAGGGGCGUGCCGCGUGACACCCUUUUCUCUCCCUCGCUCCUUUCCCGGUGACGUCAUGAUACUGGGCCGCCGUUGCUGAAACCAUAGGAAUGCGACACACUUCAUGUAUCGGAGAACUCUUUUAAUGUUGCCUUGUUCAAUGCUGGCAGGUUAAGGGCUAAAAUAUGCCGCGUGCGACUGGUCGCUUAAUGACUUUUGCAAGGCACUCGUAACACUCGGUUUAUUAAUCCAGGAAAUAACUUUUGUUAAGCUGUCUACUUUGUGGCUGCCUCUCUCUUCUGUGUGUGGCUGAGCGGGCUCGGGCUGGAGCCGUGCCCCAGUCGGUGGAUUGUGGUUGCUCUCCCAUGACCGCUCGCGACAUGACAUCAGGUGGAUUGUUUCGUUUGUUUGGGUAAACAAGGAAGUGUUUAACGGCUGAUGCUGGUCUCUGGCAGCCAUCAUGUUCACCAAGAAGAAGAAGUCCCGUAUCCAGAUCUCGGCGCCCUCUAACUUCGAGCACCGCGUGCACACCGACUUCGACGAGCAGGAGCAGAAGUUCGUGGGGUUGCCACGGCAAUGGCAGUCGCUGAUAGAGGACACGGCAAAGCGGCCCAAGCCCUUCAUCGACGUCACGGUCAUCACCGCCGUGGAGCCGAGCAAGACCAUCGUGCGCGGCAGCAAGCUGGGAGUGGACGGCUCGUUGACCUGGCUCCUGGAUGAGUUUGACACCAUGUCGGUGACGCGCUCCAACUCCCUGCGGAGGGACAGCCCCCCCGUGCAGCCACGCAGAGACUCCGGCUCCUCGGUUGGGGGUGGAGGAGGAGGAGGAGGUGGAGGAGGUGGAAGGCAGGAGAACGGAGAUCCACAGCACAGACAAUACCAGCCAGCAGACAGACCCAGACCGGACCAGCCCAGCGGAGCGGACCCCCGCCAGCCCCCGCGGGCGGUGCGCCCCCCGCACAGGGAGGAGGGGCACCAGGGCCGGCCCCAGCAGCAGCCCCGCGGCCAGGAGCCCAGCAGGGCCCCCCGAGACGGGGACAGACCGGUCCCGCCCCCGCCCCCACACAGGGACAGGGAGCACCGGAACCCCCCCCAGGACCCGGUGGUCCGCCGGGAGCCGCCCAGCGACCGCAGGCCCAAGUCCAGCUACACGGGGCGGGGGGACGGCAGCCCCCAGUCCCCCCGGGACAAGAGGCCCCUCUCCGGGCCCAGCAUCCGGGCCCCCGUCCUGCCCGUCCUGCCCGUCAGCGAGGGGCCCCUGAAGCCCCUGCAGCCCAGCGCCCGGCCCUUCAACACCUUCCCCCGCACCGACAGCGAGGGGGGCCGUAGCCCCACCGGCCAGCCCGGCCGCCACCCAGACUCCUCCCCCCACAACGGCCCCUCCAGCAGCUCCACCCGCAGCACGGCGGGCAGCCAGCCCCCCAUCAGCCUCCCCCACCACCACGCCUCCCACCCCGGCCUGGGCCCCGACCCCGCCCGCCAGCAGCACCACCACCACCCCCAGCCUCCACCACCGCCCCAGCACCCCCACACCCCUCACCCCCCCGUCCCGGCCCCCAGACCGCCGGCCCCCCCGGGCACCCACCCCGCCGGGCCCCCCCCCCAGGGGCGCUCCCCCCAGCGGGAGCCCCAGAGGGUGUCCCACGAGCAGUUCCGAGCGGCCCUGCAGAUGGUGGUGGACCCCGGGGACCCCCGGACCUACCUGGACCACUACAUCAAGAUCGGGGAGGGGUCCACGGGCAUCGUGUGCAUCGCCACGGUGAAGUCCACCGGCAAGCUGGUGGCCGUGAAGAAGAUGGACCUGCGGAAGCAGCAGCGCCGCGAGCUGCUCUUCAACGAGGUGGUAAUCAUGAGGGACUACCACCAUGAGAACGUGGUGGAGAUGUACAACAGCUACCUGGUGGGCGACGAGCUCUGGGUCGUCAUGGAGUUCCUGGAGGGAGGGGCACUGACAGACAUAGUGACACACACAAGGAUGAACGAGGAGCAGAUAGCAACAGUGUGUGUGUCGGUGCUCAAGGCGCUGUCCGUCCUCCACGCACAGGGCGUGAUCCACAGAGACAUCAAGAGUGACUCCAUCCUGCUCACCCACGACGGCAGGGUGAAGCUGUCAGACUUCGGCUUCUGUGCCCAGGUGUCUAAAGAGGUCCAGAGGAGGAAGUCUCUGGUGGGAACCCCCUACUGGAUGGCCCCAGAGCUCAUCUCCAGACUGCCCUACGGCCCAGAGGUGGACGUCUGGUCCCUGGGCGUCAUGGUGAUAGAGAUGGUGGACGGCGAGCCGCCCUACUUCAACGAGCCGCCCCUCAAAGCGAUGAAGAUGAUCCGGGACAACCUGCCGCCCAAGCUCAAGAACCUCCACAAGGUCUCUCCUCUCCUCAAGGGCUUCCUGGACCGCCUGCUGGUGCGAGACCCUUCUCAGCGCGGCUCAGCCAAUGAGCUCCUCAAGCACCCCUUCCUCACCAAGGCGGGCCCGCCCUCCUGCAUCGUCCCGCUGAUGAGACAGAACCGCAUGAGAUGAGACGCCGCGGCCUCCCGCCACUAGAGGGCAGUGGGGUCCGAUCGAACACGACACCGGGACGACCUGACUUGAGGCUCUAGCCAAACUGAGGCCAGGAAUCACGUGCUGGGAGCAGCGUCUUGGGGACACGGGGGUGUUGGCAUUCGGAACCACAGAACACUAGAGGAAACAUUCCCUUACCGUGUGUGCGUGCGUGCGCGCACGUGUGUGUGUGUGUGUGUUGCCAACACUGUUCACGACGUCGGUGUGGUGGAUUCUCUUGGCUGACCCCUCCCUUGUGCUGCCCUCUCCAAAACCUGCCCCUCUGCCUCGUGUCGGU
Messenger RNA from Gadus chalcogrammus (walleye pollock), 4332 nucleotides. It is a transcript of the gene pak4, whose product is annotated as p21 protein (Cdc42/Rac)-activated kinase 4. Bases 1956 to 4013 code for a protein of 685 amino acids. Gene Ontology annotation, molecular function: protein serine/threonine kinase activity; ATP binding. NCBI's taxonomy places the organism in Eukaryota, Metazoa, Chordata, Actinopteri, Gadiformes, Gadidae. Gene Ontology annotation, cellular component: cytoplasm. The transcript has 11 exons. Gene Ontology annotation, biological process: protein phosphorylation; regulation of MAPK cascade; intracellular signal transduction. The record is from RefSeq and is a predicted model, not a curated record.